GCGGCGGGCGCGCCAUCGCUCGCGGCCGCCCGCCAUGGCCGACAUGCCGGACCUCUCGCACCUCACGCCCGAAGAACGCGCCAUCAUCGAGGGCGUCAUUAUGCGGCAGCGCCAGGAGGAGCAGCGCGAACACGAAAUUAUGAGACGAAAACAAGACGAAGUAGCGGUUCUGGAGCAAACAAUACGUACCAGGAAUGAGAUGCAAAGGGCUGCUGGAGUGGAACUGGCAGCCACAUGUGAAAUUUGCUUGAAGACCAAAUUCGCUGACGGAGUAGGGCACUCCUGUCAUUAUUGUCGAGUGAGGUGCUGCGCAAGGUGUGGGGGCAAGGUCACUUUACGCUCCAACAAAGUCAUAUGGGUCUGUAUUCUCUGUCGUAAAAAGCAAGAACUGUUAUCAAAAACUGGACAAUGGAUUCACAAAAGCACUGGCCACGAUUCAAUGCUAUGGAGAAUGGAAUCGGACUUAAGAAAUUUACCAUCUCAGGUAGAUUCAACAUUAGAUAAAAGACCCAAAUUAGAGAGAGCGCACAGUGCAGCAGAAAAAGAGAAUCAACCGUUGCAGAGAUCUAGUAGUGCCCUGCGCCGGCAGUACAGUCAACAAGAGGCUAAGUGCUAUGGGGAACUAGAAGGACUCUCUAGGACUCACCCGCAUCUCGUACACUCAAGGCAAAAGUCAGCCUACGGGAUAGACGACAUGGGAACCCCACAUCAGCCAACGCAGCUAUUGCCUCUACCCCACACGCCUGCCUUACACCCUCCGAUGCCGCCGAGAUCCUCAUCUUCUGAUGACGAAGUUCCAGAGUGCGUUUCCGAUGAAAACGACGAGUACCGGGACCGCGGAGAUCUUGAGGCGUGCGCUUCACUUCGGAAUCCAACUCGCUCCAACGUGACCUCAAACAACUAUUACAAUUUAACUAAUCAUUCGCCGGCCUCCUACAUACCCGAGGGACGCGGUGUCCUCGAUACUGGUAGAAGUGUCCCCACAGGCGGACGAAGUUUUGACUCCGUCACAGAUUGUCGUUGGCGCACUAGGGAAGACGCUGAAAAUGCAUAUUUACGCCCAUACACGCGUGACGAACCUCAACGAUCCGAUCGUGCUGUAUAUAAAAGUGCAUAUCUGUGGGAAGACUCCACAGAUAAUAGACGAUUUACAGAAAGAAGAAAAAAAACUGUGAGGUUCGAUGGGCACGAGGGAGCGGCGACAUUCCCGCGUGGUGGACGAGACUCCUCUGGGGUCCCACAUGACUGGGCCUCUUUGCGUUGGGAAUCUGAAAGACAAACCAGUCAAGAUUCUGCUACGAAAGAUUCGGGCAUCGACACAUCUAGCACAUUUACUUCCAGCGAAGAUUCGAACAGGGGCGAGUGCCCUAAGUUUCCAUUGAACUGGCAAGUGUCACCUGAUGGUACCCGAAUGGUCGGUCACAUGGUACUUCGAAAAAGUGUGGUUGAAGGAAGUUCACACUCCUCAUCAGCAAUUCUUGGGCUCAAAGUUGUUGGUGGAAAAAUGCUACCUGAUGGUACUCGUGGAGCUGUGGUAGAAAAAGUGAAAAAAGGAUCCAUCGCAGAUUUGGAAGGCCAGUUGAGAAUAGGGGACGAAGUAUUGCAGUGGAAUGGCAUGCCACUUCAAGGACGAAGUGCUGAUGAGGUGACAGCAGUAGUGGCUAAUAGCAAGCAUGACACGCACGUAGAACUAGUGGUGACACGGCCACUGGCAUCUGCGCGACUGCUUGCACAGCCUUGGAGGUCUCAUAAAGAAGUUUACACGGAGGUGCUUGGUGGCGCUGAAAAGCCAAGUGUUUUAGUAACAUCACCAGGGUCACCUGAUAUAUAUGGACGAAGACGUAAUGCCAGACAAAACAAUCAAAAUGCAUAUGUUGCUGGUCGAAUACAGUUAAAAAUCUACUUCGACAUGGCAGCGCUACAGCUUUUAGUCACCGUAGUGUCUGCUAGCGGCUUGACUCCUAGAGCAGACGGCUCGCCACGAUGUCCUUACGCGAAGAUAUUUCUUCUACCGGACAAAAGCGAGAAAAGCAAACGUAGAACAAAGACUCUAGCUAAUACUUUGGAGCCAAGGUGGAACCAGACUUUCGUUUAUUGUGGAAUACGUUUUAGUGAUAUAAAGAAGAGAACUUUAGAGGUCACAGUUUGGGAUUUAAAUCGUUACGGGCCUAACGAUUUCCUUGGUGAAGUUCUUCUAGAUCUAGAAAAUAUGCCAAUGAAUCAUGAACCAAAUUGGUACAAGUUAAAGCCGCAUGAUGAAUUUGCUGGUUUUGGGAGAUAUCGUGAAGAUGAAGCUGAUGGCGAGCAUCUAUCUCCUCCAUCUACGUCCAAUUCUCGCUUGUCAGACUCUGACACGCCCAGCGAGUGUGACUUGAGGAGACAUCACUCUCUCUCCAGUCUUGCUUCUAGCUCGAGUCCGACACCACCACACGAAGAUUUGCAGGUGGACGGAACUCGUUGUAGUCGACGCGAUAUGUCUCCCGCCGGUCGAGUGAGGACCACUUCCGUAGCUAGGGAACGGGGUCCCAGCUACGUAGGUCGGUCGCAAUCAGCGGCCGGAGGGCGAAGCGCCUCACCGCGGCGUUCCCUGUCUCCGCCCAACGACAGGGACGCCUACCGCUACACAGUGUGUGAAGAUCGUGACGCCACCCGUUUGCCCACACACGCGUACGCUCCACGCUUUCAAUCACGAUCUGCAACGGCUACCCCAACGACCAGCCCUAAGAAACGCCAGUUGCCUCAAAUACCACAUCAGAAUACCCAGCGAGCGAUGCGCGCGCAGGUGUCCGCGGACCUGGAAGAACGUAAGUGGAUCGCCCCGCAUCACAUUGGCGCCACACUCACCUACCGCAGCACGCCACAAGGGUGGGAAAGGCACUAUGCAGGACUUUCGGAUUCGGAAUUGGCAUCACGUGGUGGAGGUUGGGCGCCAAGACGUCGCUUGUCUCCCGAUGCGGCCGCUGGAGACUCGGACAUCGAAUCCGUGGCCUCGGUCACUUCUAGUGCAUUCAGUACGCAAUCUGAACGACCACGUCCAACCAGGAUGCUUAGCAGGAAACGAAUAUUUCGACUUAGUAAAUCCUCAUCCUGUGAUAGCUUUGUAGAACCCCCUUCUCAUAUGUCCUAUAAAUAUAAGCCUAGCACAUGGAGUUCUUACUUAGGUCGUAGCUUGGGGAAUCGGUAUAAGCCUGAAUUCUAUCCAUUAAUCAACAAAACCUAUUCUAAACCUCACUUUCAUAGUAGCAUACCUCGUAGCCAUUCCAUAAGUAGUUUAAGAAAUAGUUUUCGCUCCUUUGGCAGAGCUUUAAGCUGCCCUGAACCAGACGAAAGUUUAUAUGAAUAUAGCAAAAAUUACGUGUCUGAUAUUAUUAAAAAGAAUUUAAAAUAUCCGAACUAUACCAUUCUUCCCGAUAUAAGUAGAGUAGUAAAAUCGUCAUUAACUAAGUCUAAUGGUUAUAAAUACUUAGACGAAUAUCCGAUUGAAAAUCGAAAUGUAAACACUGACGAUUUAAGACAUAGAAAGACUAAUUUAAGAUUAUUAAAACAUUUACGCGGGUCCUUUAAUUUUCAAUCUUUCGACGACGAAAUCUUCAUUAGAAGCAAAUUACCUACUAUUGAUGAUCAAGAUGAUGAAUUAGACCAUUAUCAUGGAUACGGAAGUGACAGCAGUUUAGCAACAAUGAUACACGUCAGUAUUGAUAAACCUAAAAAUGAUAUUUAUCAAAACGAUUUAUUGACAAAUCUAAGUACCGUAAGCAGUGCUACCAGAAAAGGUUUAUCACUAGAUUUUAGUACGAUUUACGGGCGUAACUCCUUGGAUAAAGCAUACUAUAAUUCAACAGUCAUUACAAGCCCACAUUACGAUACACUUAACAAAAUAAAUACCAACUACAGCAAAAAUUAUUUUAAACGCAAAGGUAUAUAUAACUCGUUAUUGACCAAGAUUCCAUCUCCUUCUUCAAUUAAAUCAGUGACACCUGAUGAUAUAUUCGACUUAUACAAUAGGUUGUCUGCAUACGAUAUUCUAGAUGACAAAAAUGAAGACGAUAUUAUGUUACAUAAAACUAAACCGAGAUACAAGAAACGCGUAAACAUGGUAAGCAUAAAUGAAAUUCCGACUGUACAAGAAUUUUAUUCCCCCGAUACUCCUACUCCUCUUUCGAGCCCAGACUUCAAUACGUAUAGGGAACCCAGAGUAGUUUCCAACACUCGUCCCGCAUAUCACACAUAUCCAAAGAAUCAUGUAGAUCAAGAAUUUAGGAGUAAAGCUAAUUCGUUCUCUAAUUUCUCUUCCCCAAAUCACGGCUCAUCUCAUCGCGCUCCUGCUACGCAUUUACCUCCUGAUGGCUCAUCUACGGCUCCUAAUACGCCACCAAAACAAAACGAAUCACGAGAUGGAAACGAAUGCACACCGAAUGAAAACACUAAACGGAAGAGUAUUGUUGAAACGGAAUCACAAUGCAGUAAUGACUAUGGCAGUCGAGAUAAUGGCCGCAAUAAUAAUCAACCGCCUACCCUUGAGAGGCGAGAGUCAAGGCAUGGGCAGUUUACGCGCAGUUUAAGCAACACCGAUGCACCGGACGAAAAAGCAGAUGGCAGUUUAAGUGAUACAGCGCUCGGUGGGACUUCUGAAAACGAACCAGCGGGUGACGAUGCAUUAUUAAAGGCUGAGCCACGUGAUUACUUUGGACCUGGAAUGGGCAAAAAGAGUAAUUCAACGUCUCAAUUAUCAGCUACAGAUAUGUUAUCAACAUCGACAGGGCGAAAAAGACGGUUAGGUUUCGGUAAACGCGGAAAAAAUUCCUUUACCGUUCAACGCAGUGAAGAAGUGGUUCCUGGAGAGUUACGAGGAGGCGCUGGCGUAUCCCGGGCCUCCUCGGCCUCCAGUGAGAACGAGGACGACAGAUGGUCGCCGGGUAUGCGAGGCUCGAGUUCGUCUGAUGGAGGCGGUCUAUCUGACUUCAUUGAUGGACUGGGUCCAGGACAGUUGGUCGGACGGCAGCUAUUGGGAGCACCCACUUUGGGAGAUGUUCAAUUGUCUAUGUGCUAUCAGAAGGGCUUCCUUGAGGUGGAGGUGAUCCGCGCGCGGGGGCUCCAAGCCCGUCAAGGCAGCCGUACUUUGCCGGCGCCCUACGUUAAGGUAUAUUUAGUAAGCGGCAAGCGAUGUAUCGCUAAGGCCAAAACCAGUACAGCUCGACGGACCUUGGACCCGCUGUACCAGCAGACCCUUACGUUCCGAGAGAACUUCAAAGGGUGUAUAUUACAAGUAACAGUUUGGGGCGACUACGGUCGCAUCGAAGGCAAGAAAGUGUUCAUGGGUGUGGCCCAAAUUAUGUUGGAUGACCUCAACUUGUCCAAUAUUGUUAUUGGAUGGUACAAACUUUUCGGGACUACGUCUUUGUAACUGUGGCUGGCCGCUAUGGCGGUGUCGGUGAACAAUAUCAAUAAUAAUAAAAAGUUAUAUAAAGUCCAAAUAAUACAUCUAGUGAUACUGCUUUAAUAUUAUAAACUGCAAAUGUCUUGAAUAUAGAAAAAAUUUCUAUAAACGAAAGUUACAUGUAAAUUAUUUUUUCUUUCGGAAUGCCUACCGGAGUUAUAAAUAGUUAGCAUUUUAUAGCAACGGAUGUAUAGUGUACUCGAUAAUGUAAGUAUUAAAAGCCAAAUAAGA
Molecule: messenger RNA, 5668 nt
Organism: Pieris napi
Lineage: Eukaryota; Metazoa; Arthropoda; Insecta; Lepidoptera; Pieridae
Gene: Rim
Product: regulating synaptic membrane exocytosis protein 2
Exons: 22
Coding region: 35-5404 (1789 amino acids)
Biological process (GO): regulation of membrane potential; intracellular protein transport; calcium ion-regulated exocytosis of neurotransmitter
Cellular component (GO): cytoskeleton of presynaptic active zone; presynaptic membrane
Molecular function (GO): transmembrane transporter binding; small GTPase binding
Source: RefSeq, a predicted model, not a curated record